Molecule: messenger RNA, 3618 nt
Organism: Trichoderma aggressivum f. europaeum
Lineage: Eukaryota; Fungi; Ascomycota; Sordariomycetes; Hypocreales; Hypocreaceae
Exons: 3
Coding region: 1-3618 (1205 amino acids)
Biological process (GO): fatty acid metabolic process
Molecular function (GO): medium-chain fatty acid-CoA ligase activity
Source: RefSeq, a predicted model, not a curated record
AUGGCUCCUCAGGAAGACGAAAUCACCAUCUCUGACACCAUCAUCGCAGAGAUCCACGGCGAACCCCUCUCUGAUCUCGAUCAACAGCUCUGGGAUAUUUUCACCGCCACAGCUUCCGCCCAUCCCGAGAGAGAUGCAAUAGUCUCUCUGUGGCAGCCCGCAGACGCCAGCCACGUAUCGGAAGAUGAAAUCUCGACUGCGCGAUCGGACUGUCUCAGAUGCUCGUAUGGAAACCUCCGGGACGGCGCUGAGCAUCUGGCUGACACUCUGGAGAAGCUGGGCGUCGGCGCUGGCAUGCAUGUCGCCGCCGUGCUUUGGAACUGCGCAGAAUGGGGCUUCUUGCUCUGGGCCUGCGUCAAGAUCGGGGCCGUCUUCGUCCCUGUUGACCCUCGUGUGACGGACGACGUUUGCCUGAUGCUCGAGUCCAUUACACCGCGCGUCGUAGUGGUCCAGGACACCGAGGCCGCGGUGCUUCUAGAUGGAGGUAUAUCCAAGCUUCCAUAUCCCCUUCUCCGUAUACACUGUGGAAGUGGCUCUACGGAUGGCUGGAUCAGCCUCGGCCAACUCCUGGCCCGGGAUUUCGCCCUUCAGGGGCUGGAGACACUCGGUGACACAGACGACGAUCAAGGACCGCGCCGAGCCAACGGAAACGCUCCCACCCUCAUCGUCUUCACGAGUGGAACGACGGGCAAGCCCAAAGGAUGCCCUCACACAAACCGCAACCUGGUGUCUCAGACCAACAACUAUGAUGCCAAUGCCGACCCGAGCUUUGUCGACCGCUGGCUCGUCCACACGCCCGUGUGCCAUGUCUUUGCCAUCAACAACGCGCUUCGUGCGUGGCGACACGGCGGUACCGUCGUAUUCGCGGCCAAGUCUUUCCACAUUGACGCCACGCUCACGGCCUUGGUUCAGGAGAAGUGCACCGUCAUGUCAGCCACCCCGACCCUCGUGCGGGCCCUCUUGUCCCACGGCUCGUUUCCGAGCUCACGGGACCUGAAUCUGUCCAUUGUCUCGCUGUCCGGCACCAUGAUUGGGCCGGAGCACAUACGUCUCUGCAGAGAGGGGCUCGGGGCGCGUGAUGCCAUCCAGGCUUAUGGGAUGACUGAAGGGGCGCCAAUUGUCAGUUGGUCUCGACAGGAUGAGAUGCUGGUCGACGGACACCAUGCUGGAGUUGGAAAGGUUCUUCCCGGGGCGGCGGUGCGCGUUUGUCUUCUGGGGACUCGACAGGUGUUGUCUCGAAUGCAAGUGGGAGAGCUCCAUAUUGCUGGGACUUCGGUGAUACAUGAUUACUUUGGCGAUGCUGAGAAUGAACAAGGGGAAGAACGGUUCUACAAUGACAAAUCGGGGCGGUGGUUACGGACGGGAGACCAGGCCAUGAUUGAUGACAAGGGAGUUGUCUAUAUCCUUGGACGUUACAACGAUUUGAUCAUCCGAGGAGGAGAGAAUAUAAAUCCUCUGAAGAUCGAGUCUACGCUGUCUGAUAUUCCGGGCAUUCUCCAUGUGCUCGUCGUGGGUGUCCCAGAUGACAUUGCGGGCCAGGUCCCCGUCGCCGUUGUGAAGCUCUCUUCAGGGACACCCAAAGCAAGAGUGAUGGAAAAAGCACGAAUCUUGGGGCCUCAAUACUCCCUCGAUGCAGUAUACACACUUGAGGAGUUGGGCAUCGAAAAUAUUCCAGUCACGUCUCUUGGAAAGCCCAAAAGAGCCAUUCUCACCGACAUCGUCUCAAAGCAUCGUUUACUCAACCAAAGUAAAACCCCCAAGACGGAAAGGAAAGACACAGUGUCGACGUUGGAAGAUCGCCUGAGGGAAAUAUGGGAUCAGCUGGUGGGUGUCCGUCCCAGCAAGACGGAUGAUAUCUUUUGCAUGGCCGACAGCAUCACGCUGCUUCGAUACUGCGACGCUGUGCUGCGAGUGCUUGGAAGGCAGCUCUAUCUCCAAGAUUUGACUAAAAACGCUACGAUUGAGAAACAGGCCAAGCUUCUGAUGACUAGGGAUGUGCCGUCUGAAACAGAAGCUAAAAUGGAAAAGAAACACAUCGUCCAAGUCCACCCGACAGAUGGAGGCUACAGUUUUCUACGCAAAGGAGGACAAGAUUACAGCUCCAAUCAACAUCCCAUGCUUGAGAAUAGGAGUAAAUACGAUAUUCUGGUCGCCGCUCAAGAGCAAAUUGAGAGAUUUGGUCUGGAUGGAUCCCAUGUCGAAGAUGUGAUUCCCAUCAGGGGCUCCAUGUAUAGAACGAUUGUCGGCCAACGACCACAGUCAUAUCGGAUUCGUCUCAUCUUUCGAAUUCACGAUGCUGCCAUCUCACAGAUUUACAAUGGACUGUUGAGAUGGAUAGCAUCCCGACCUCUUUUACGAACGAUCCUUCUAGGUGCUCAAGGAUUACUCUACCAUAUCGUUGCGCGCCACAGCCAGCAUCUCUUUCAGAAGCUGGUGCGUGAAGUCGAGGUGAGAACGGAAAAGGAGGCGAAAGAUCUCUAUGAAGACAGCUCUUCAGAUACCAACUCUCCCAUGUUCAUGUUCAGUGCCGCUAUUAUCAAGAUCAAAGAGACGGGGCAAUAUCUGCUUUGCAUAACUUACAGCCACUCCAUAGCCGAUGCCUUGACACUCUUGCCUUGGCAUCGAGAUUUGGAUCGACUCAUCCACAAUCCCGACGUGAUAAUUCCCAUGCAGACACCUUAUCGACUCUUUGCAGGGCUUCUUGCAGAGUACCAAGAUAGUCUGCCGGCACAGAGAGCCGUUUCGUUCCAUGCUCAACGACUACGAGGCAUUUCACGUUACAAAGCCGCGCUAUGGCCCAAGCAACGCUCCCCAGGAAUGAUGAUCGGACACGAUAACAAUUCAUUCUACGCCGCCGAACGUGAAGCCGCCAGAGAUUACAUAUGGAAGGGUGAGUGGCAAGACCGAGCAGACGAAUUCCGGUUUCCACGCCGCAGCAGAAUCGUCCGUCUGCCAAACAUGGCGAAAAUGCGUGACUUGUAUAAGUUGGAACCAGCGCUGUUCACGAAAUGUGCCUUGGUCCUAUUCAACGUCAUCCAGACAAAAUCAUCAGUCGCCCUCUUCAGCUCAUGGGAAAGCGGCCGCUCAUGGCCGUUUGUGCCAGACUGGAUAGCAAACAGCCUCCCGCCCGCCAUGAGCAUUGACGGCCCUACUGUAGAAUGGAUCCUAAACAUGUUUGAAGCAAGGCCCGAAGAGACGCUCGUAGAAUUCAUUCAGCGUAUGAUGCUUGAACAAGAGCAGAUUCGCCGCCAUGAGCAUGUGCCAUGGGAAAAGGUCGUACAGGAGCUUCGUGAAGAAGGCAACGCAGCCAUGGACGCGUCAUUCCGACAAGCAUUCGUGUGGGAUGUGAGUAUGGGAGUCGCAGCAUCUCGAGGAUUUCGCAGUGAUUUCGAGACUCUGGAGCCGGUGGCACGGUACGACUGGCCAGAUUGCGGACUCUUUUGGAGCGCCUUUAUGGUGGAUGGAGAUAAUCUCUUCUUCAUUGCGUCGUGGGAUACGGCACAGUUGAACGCGGAACAAGUAGAUGGAUAUUGUGACGGUUUGGCAGAUGUGAUGAGGAAGCUUGCUGAUGAGGAGAAUUGGGGUCUCAAGAUAGGCGACGUGUUUUCUGGGCAUUGA